AUGAGAAAAAUGAGCUGGGUGUUCCUACGUGAUCUGCUGAGUGGAGUGAAUAAAUACUCAACAGGAAUUGGAAGAAUUUGGGUAGCUGUGGUGUUCCUGUUCCGCUUACUGGUUUAUGUUGCUGCCGCAGAAAAUAUCUGGAAACAUGAACAUGACGAAUUUGAGUGCAACAUCAAGCAGCCUGGUUGUGAAAAUGUCUGCUUUGACCAUUUUUUCCCUGUCUCUCACAUCAGACUUUGGGCUCUGCAAUUAAUCAUGGUCUCCACCCCUUCAGUCUUGGUUGUCUUUCAUGUUGCUUACAGAGAAAACAGAGAGAAACACCACAAGCAGAAACUUUACAAAAAUACAAGAAAGACAGAUGGUGGAUUGCUGUGCACUUACCUUAUCAGCCUCAUUUUAAAAAUAGGACUUGAAAUAUUUUUUCUUGUUCUGUUCUAUAAAUUGUACAAUGGCUUCAAAAUACCACGUCUUGUGAAAUGUGACAUAAAACCAUGUCCCAAUAGUGUAGACUGUUAUAUUUCCAAACCCACAGAGAAGAUGAUUUUCCUCUAUUUUCUGGUGGCAACUUCAUGCCUGUGCAUCAUAUUAAAUCUAAGUGAACUGAGUUAUCUUCUGUUCAAAUACUCCAUAAAAUGUUAUCUGAAGAGACACGUAAAGAACAAGCAAGGCUCAAAAGCAAUUGCUGCGAAUCAGAACUCAUCAGGCACAACAGAGCAGCAGCUGCAGGAUAACUCCACAACAGCUCAUCAUCUUUGCCUCUGAAUAUGCAAGAUGAACAUGAAAAACAUUCCCUGCUGACUUGAAAGAAGGCUGAAGAUCA
Messenger RNA from Lonchura striata (white-rumped munia), 820 nucleotides. The record is from RefSeq and is a predicted model, not a curated record. Lineage: Eukaryota; Metazoa; Chordata; Aves; Passeriformes; Estrildidae.